CUGGACCAAAGUGACCCUUAUAGGACUCUGCAGACAGGAGGGACAACAAGGACGUAAGUGGAGAGGCAGGUCUGAGGAUCCAAACACUGAGCCUGCAGCGGAAGGACAAAGAGUGGCGAGUGUGCCUUGCCUCACGGCUGCAGGCAGAGAUGGCGUCCUGAUGCCGGUGAAUAAGCAGAAAAACAGAGCAGAGGGAGGGGAGAAGGAUGCGGGCAGCGGAAGAUAAAAAGCUGCAUCAUUUAGAGCAUCACAUGGCAGAAGAUGAGUUUCUCUGGUGAUGGUGAGGAUGACAACUCUUUAAGGAUAUUUGCGGGCGUUUCUUUUAUAUUGAUACUUAAUUUUUUUUCUUCUUUUUUAAACAUGAGCUUUGAAGCUGCGGUGUGAUUCUUUUGAGGGGAAGCGGUGGGGGUUUGUUGUCUACCUCAGCUAUUUCUCCCUCCGCCGGGGCUCUCUGCUCAUCCGACGCAGGGAGGAGAGGGCAGAGGGAGGGAGAGAGCAGCGAUGGCUGCCGGUGGAGCAGGAUGCGGGGACACGGUGGAGCAGUGCCGGGUCGAGGUGGAGCGUCUGACCCGGGAGCUGGCGGAGGCCAACCGCGAGAAGAUCCGGGCGGCGGAGUGCGGGCUGGUGGUUCUGGAGGAGAACCAGAGCCUGAAGCAGCAGUACGCCGAGCUGGAGGCCGAGCAGGAGACGCUGAGGCUGGAGCUGGAGCAGCUGCAGGAGGCAUUUGGCCAUGCCUACUCCACCCAGCGUAAGGUGGCAGAAGAUGGGGAGACCAAUGAGGAGACGCUGCUGCAGGAGUCUGCCACCAAGGAAGCCUACUACAUGGGCCGCCUCCUGGAGCUCCAGUCAGCUCUGAAGCACAGUCGGACAACCGCUUCCAACGCUCAGGCCGACAAUGAACACCUGAGCACACUUCUGCAGGAGCUGAGGGAGCAGAGUAAUGAGAUGUUGGAGCUGCAGCGCAGCCGGAUGCGAGAGGAGAUCAGGGAGUACAAGUUUCGAGAGUCGCGGCUGCUUCAGGACUAUACUGAGCUGGAGGAGGAGAACAUCUCUCUGCAGAAGCUGGUGUCAACACUCAAACAGAAUCAGGUGGAGUAUGAAGGUCUGAAGCAUGAGAUUAAGGUCCUAGAGGAGGAGACAGAGCUCCUCAACAGCCAGUUACAAGAUGCACUGCGUUUAAAGGACAUCUCAGACGCCCAGCUGGAGGAGGCGCUGGAGUCAUUGAAGAGUGAGCGUGAGCAGAAAAACCACCUGCGCAGGGAACUGGUCCACCACCUCAGCAUGUGUGAUGUGGCCUACACUGGUAGUGCCCACCUGACAUUUACCUCAGCCCCACCCAGUGGCACCGCAACCCCAACAACUCUGCUCUCCCCAAAUGCAGAUGAACCAAUGAGGUGUAACGGCCACCUCCAAGGUGGGACUGGAGCAGGGACGGCUGCAGAGUCGGUGCCCCGAGCUAAUGGAGAGUGCCGAGGCCUGGGUUGGAAAGCUGAGGGGGCCGUGACAUCGGACCUCUUCAACGAGAUGAACCUGACAGAGAUUCAGAAGCUUAAGCAGCAGCUGAUGACGGUUGAACGUGAAAAAGUAUCACUGAUGACCAGUCUGCAGGAGUCCCAGACUCAGCUCCAACACACCCAAGGGGCCCUGAACGAGCAGCACGAGAAGGCCCUCCGCCUUAGCCAGAGAGUCACUGCCCUCCGCCGCCUGCACAGAAGGGCCCACCUCAACCAGGAAGCCCACGUCAGUGCCACUUCUCAGCUCAAACCUGAGGCCCUGAUGGAGCUGGACAGAGAUGAUGAGGAUACUGAAGAGGAAGGAGGAACUGAGGGGUAUAGGAGUGAGAAGUUAAACAAAAGUCAGGUAUUUUCCUACCAGACGCCAGGUCUGGAGAUCCUGCAGUGCAAGUACCGUGUGGCUGUGACAGAGGUGGUGGAGCUCAAGGCGGAGGUGAAAGCCCUCCGUGACAGACUGACUCAGUGUGUAGAGGGAGCGGCAGAGGAGAAGCCAAGGCGAAGCGGUCAGCUUCAGAAGCUGGAGAGGCAGGUCACCUCAUUGGAGAAGAGCUGCUGGGAAAGUCGGGAAAAGGUGUCUAGCCUGGAGUUGGAGUUGCAGGCAGCUCAGUCAGCAGCCAAUGAGAGCCAGGGCGCAUUGAACGCGGCUCAGGAUGAGUUGGUGACGCUGAGCGAGGAGCUUGCCCAGCUCUACCACCAUGUCUGUCUGUGCAACAAUGAGACGCCCAACCGCGUUAUGCUGGACUACUACAGACAAGGCAGAGGGCUCCGGGGCCUCAGUGCCUGUCUUAAAGCCAUGUCUUCGGACAACAGCAAAGUUCUCCUCACACCACGCCUCGCCAGGCGGCUGGCUGCUGUCGCUUCCACAACCUUUACUCCUGGGGAGUCGCGGAGCCCCUCGCAGUCUCCAUCCAAGGAGCCCUUAUCUGGGGAGGUGGGGGGGAGAGAGAAGGAGGGGGACAAGGAGGGCCUCCAGGUGCCAUCUGAGCAGAGCCUGCCACUCUGCACAACUCCGACCUGCUCACCCAGCAUCAGUGCCUCUUCAUCAUCAUCAUCAUCAUCAUCGCCUGCCCUGGAGCCAGCUGGUGAGCUGCGACGGGAGCCCAUGAACAUCUACAACCUCAACGCCAUCAUCAGAGAACAGGUGAAGCACCUCCAGCGGGCGGUAGACAGGUCUCUGCAGCUGUCGAGACAGAGAGCUGCAGCCAGGGAACUGGCCCCUCUGAUGGACAAGGACAAGGAGAGCUGCAUGGAGGAGAUCCUGAAGCUCAAGUCUCUGCUCAGCACCAAGAGAGAGCAGAUAGCCACCCUCAGACUGGUACUCAGGGCUAACAAACAGACGGCAGAGGGGGCUCUGGCCAACCUGAAGAGUAAGUAUGAGGCGGAGAAGUCCAUGGUGACUGACACCAUGAUGAAGCUGAGGAACGAGCUCAAAGCCCUGAAGGAGGAUGCCGCCACUUUCUCCUCUCUGCGGGCCUUGUUUGCCACCAGUGAUAAAUCCGCAGAGCAGUUCCCCUCAGCUCUACUUUUGGGCAGCCAAAAAAUGAAUGCAGCUUUAGUUGUGAUCUCAGAGCUUCUUCAGUUAUAUUCAAGAAGACACAGGUGUGACGAGUACAUUACCCAGCUGGAUGAGAUGCAGAGGCAGCUGGCUGCAGCCGAAGAUGAGAAGAAGACUCUGAAUUCCCUCCUGCGGAUGGCCAUCCAGCAGAAAUUGGCCCUCACCCAGCGCCUGGAGGAUUUGGCUUUCGAUCAAGAGCAGACCCACCGCACCCGCGGGGGCAGGCUAAACCGCGUGAAGACCAGCACUCCCAAAGUAAGUCACUCGGCCUCAGCUUCGGCCUCCAAUAUAGCCCAUGGCUCUUCAGCUUUGGCCCCUGUCAGCCUCCCCCUUUCCAGCCUUCCUAGUCCUACGUCAAUUCUUCCUGAUGAUCCCUCUGUGCCCCUUAGCCUAUCUGUGGUCAGUGCAGCUUUGGCCUCAGCUCUUACCUCCCCUACGUCACACAUACCCCCUCGCAGUCCGUCAUCACCAGCGGUUGCCUCAUUGGCUGGCCCUUUGGCGCCAGAGAGCCCUCCAUGUCUGGAGGCCCCCUCCUCUCCCUCAGCGCGGACCUCGCCCUCAGCCACUCUGAAUCUGGCUCGCUCCCAGUGGACCCUGGGGGUGCGGACGGUUGUGGUUGACUCCCACAGUUUCAGUGUCAACAUCUCCCCCACUCUGCCUCAUAGCUCGGGCCUCUCCAGGCACUACACCCCAGACUCUCAAACCUCUCCCCCAUCCACCACCAACACCAGGCCCACCCAACCAGGAUCUGCCCCAUCCUCUCCCUACCGGUCCCCUAUUCUGGGGCUCAGGCGCUCCACAUGGAGCCCCUCACCCCGAACUCGGCCCUUGUCUAGCCUGAUGCGCUCUUCUGUCCUUCCCUCCCCUUACUCCACCUCCCACUCCCCUUCUUCCUCCCACAGCUAUUCCUCUGCCUACUACAGCUCCUCUCCUGCUUUUACCCCCUCUAGCUCCUACCUCACCUCUGGUACUUCUGGUACUUCUUACAGCCACUCUAUCAACUACACGCCCCUCUACCCCAGAUACUACAGUUCAUACCGGCCACGGCACUGACGCCUUACUAUAAAUUCUUUACUAUAACUUUUUUGAAGGCUUUUCCACCAGGCUCCUUAUUGACAUUAAAACUGCAACUCCCAUCAGCCUUCUCUUUUUGUCAUCUUAGAGAGUGGGGGCUCACAGAGAGGAGGACAGAGUGGUUUCCUGUUUCCCUGUGCCUAAGCUUUGGCCAAUGGGUUCUAAAUGUUCGGUGACUUUGCUCAGGGAUUUGACAUAAGGAGCACAAGCGGCCCCACUUUCCUUCUAUUCUGAGACUGCUGAUUGGUCCACAGGAGGAUGCUAAUAGAGACUUUUUAACAAAGGUUUUUAGCAUUUAGGUUCUUCAGGUUGAGACCAUAUUUGCAUGAAGUGAUUAAAACACAGAGACAUUCAGACAUUGACUGGACAUCUUGCAGACAAUUUCAUAGGUAUGAAUGAGGGCCAUGAUACAUUAAUUACCAUCCUCUAUAUUCAAUAUAAUAUCCACUCUGUAGUGAGUCUGUAUACACAAAAACACUGUACACCACAUAUUUUCAGUGCAAGCAUUCUCCUUUUGUUUGUUCAGUAUGAUUCAAGCAAAUGUGGUUGUAAGUGUCAUCUGAACAUGUCUGAAGACAAAAGUGUUUAUACCACUUCCAGAUGGCCACACACAAAGCUCUGUUGUAGACAGCGGGGGCACGAUGAUCUCUCCUGAAAGUCAUUUCUGGUAUUGCACUCAGUGGCAGUAGUAGCUUUGUGAAGAAUAAAAAAGAGCCUGCUAUUUUUUACACCUAUGCCACCUGGCCAAUUGUUUUGGCCAAGUUGCCAUGCUUGCUAAAUUGUUGUUGAAAAGUUAGGAAAAUUGUCAGACGUAGACCCCUGAAUUCCAACAUCGGGAGGGUGUUUGAGAGGCUGUAUGUCCUUGCAACAAGACCUUUGUUUGAAGCAUACUGACCUUUAGUGUUUCAGCUUUGAUCUCACUCUAUAAUCUCUCCCUCACACACACACACACACACACACACACACACACACACACACACACACACACACACACUUGUAUGAUGAGACAGUUGUGGACAAGGAGUGAUGGACUACUCAUUGAUACCCACAGUAUAUAAUCUCUCAUGGUGGGCACCGCUUUCCAAAAGAUAUUCAUAGGACAGCUCAAUGAGUAUUCUUCAUUUCUUGUCCAAGGUUGUUGCCCUCAUCAGCUCAACCUUCAGCAAUUGUUGUCUAUCUCUAGCACCAACCAGUGGUUUGUUCUCAUAUAGCAAUGUACUCUGCUAUGCAUGUUCACAUUUGGAUGCUCUUAUACUGUAAACUUCCUCGCCUUCCAUAUAAAAAAUGGAUCUAAGAGAGGUGCAGGCUGUAUAAAGGUCGUUGCAGGGAUGAACUUAUGAGGAGGAAGGAGAACACUCAAACAUGGCAUAUUACCAGUGUAGGAUCAGCUGAAUAUCAUAGUGUAGUCAUUUUACAAGGAAGCAAUACGACUUGGAGAUCUUGGUGAUCACAUCUGUGAUGUGUCUCAAUAGUCUGAAGUUUCCUUCUCCUCAUUUCUUAUUUGAACUUUCUUUAAGCAUAUCAACUAUUAAAAAAUCACUUCUAAAGUAACUAUUACAUUCAACAACAAAAAACCUGAAAAAUUAAGAGGAAUUCCUCAACAAGUUGAGUUUCUCCCACAUAUAACCCAUUAUUUACAACUGACUUGCUUUUGAGAAAGAUGAUAAUCCCCACAAGCUACACUGGUUAGGAUUAGAAAUAUGAACUUUUGUAGGAGGGUAUAACUUGGCAUGGGCCGGUAUAUGAUUCUGACGGUAUGAUAACCUUCAGCAAAAAUAUCAUGGUUUCACGGUAUUGCAGUAUUGCAAUUACAGCUUUAAAAUGUAUUAUAUUUUUAAAUGUCUGGGUAAAAUAAAAAAUGAAAAUUACAUUGAACAUAUUGUAUUUUAUUUUUAAACACACUGCACACUGGCAGGGAGAGACAUUUCUAAACUGCACUUCCUGUCCUUAUGUCCACUCAUAAAAAACAGCUUAUACCUUAGGAACGGUAUGACAGAAAAUGUUCCUUGACAUGAAACCUUGACUUUUUCAAUGGAUACCUUUUAUAGACAGAGACAGUAUACCUUGAAAACCGUUACCAGCCCAUGCCUAGGUAUAACAAUCAUUUGCAAUUUGCAUCUUCUGGCCUGGUAUCACUUUAACCAGGUUAAAUGAAAGUCCCAUUUCUAUGCAGAACAUAAGAUAUAAACCCAGAUUGCUCUCUCACUGUUACUUUUAGCUUACACAAGAUGAUCACUACAGAGGGACACUGAUAAUUUUGGUUGAGUAAAAUUAGUUUAAGUGUAUAUGUUUUCUCAAAAUGCAAUUUUGUGAGUAACCAUUAACUGAAGUUAGGCAUUUAUUUAAAAAACAUGUGAUUCAAGAAAGUACUACCACAUGACCACAUAACUUAGUAUCUUUAUAUCCAAACACUGACAGCAAGUGAUUCAAGACUAUUCUAUCUAACUAUAAUGGCCAACUUUAGGGUUAUACUCGUAAACCCACAAUGUAGCACCCUUUUGUGCCUCUGAGGCCAUCUGCAGAGGUCCGUCCAGUGACACAGUAUGAAUUCUGACACAGAAUGUAUUCAGGUUAUGUUUAGUCUUGUUCACGGCAUUGCAUCAAACUCAGGGAAGGUGACAUACCUAAUUCAACCUAUAAUUAGUCAACAACCAUCAUUCAUGAGUCAACAACCAUCCAGAAUGACUAUUAACAUUAUGAUAUCAUUUUGACUUAGAGAAUAGAUCUCCCAAAUUAGAUUGAAGGUUUGAGUUAAUUGUAGUCAAGUUAAAGGAAACAUGGAUGUUUUACAUCUUACCCAGAGUCACACAAGAAGAUUUAUAUCAAUGUCAUCUCGGUGUCUAGUACAGAGAUAUGGGUUUGUAUAUCAUGUUAUUCCAAUUUGGUAAUGUUGCACAGUGUUUCACUUUUGUACUGGAUCAAAUCCAACCAGUUUAUAACUUGUUUCAAUUUCCUGAAUUUGAGUUAAUAUUGGAUUUAAUUUAGAUGCAACUGCCAGUGAUGGUGGCUUUGCAGCCAUUUUGCAACUGCUCAGUUUGUUGACCCUUUUUAGUUAUUUCUGCCAAGUGGGAGAUAUAGUAGCUGUUAAAAAUUCCUGAUAUCUUUAACUUUGAGGAAUAAACCUGGAAAUCUGCCAUGAUGGUUUUUCCCACUUUGUUGCCCGUCAUUGUUGAAUGAAACAGAUCAGGUCCAUAAAACUGAAAACACAACCAACCAGGAACUGUUUUGUUUACCCAUAAGUAUGUGGUUAGCUACCAAUUCCAACUCUGUACUGGAUUUGUUGAUCUUUCUGUUUGACCUGAGUUGACAGCAAACUCAUUUAUUAAAAGGUUUUUAAUGUGCUUUUAACUGUUAGCAAAUAACAUAUGUGGGAUAAGAGUUCAGCACACAUGACACCGUAUUACCUGUGUCUGUGUGUGCCUUACAAAACAGAUUCAACAGCACCCACAAAGUGUAGCCUGAUAACAAAUGCCUGUCUGAAAACAAACCAUUUUUUAUUGUGCUUCCUUUAUUUUUCAUUUCCAAACCUGCACCUCAGGUUAAAUUGCUGGUUUUGUGUGUAUUUGUUUUUGGUUUAGAUUGUUUUCUGUGGGGAUGGAUUAUGACUCAUAAUACUUCUAACUGUCAGUAGAUAUUUUUUGUCUGGGUAAUGUCCAGAAUACAGACUUAGAAAAUACCCCUCUGCAAUGUACACAUUCUUUUUUUCCUUUUUAUCAUCAGAACCUUUAAUCACCACUUUACUUCUUUCUUUUCUGAUCUAUUAAUUCAGACUAUCACAGUAAUCUAUUGACUAUUGACUCGUGUUUAACACUGUAAACACACACAUUUUUUAAUAUGCAACAUGGGGCAAAGACUCAUUUGACAGGCACCUUUUUUCCUGAUUUCUGAUUGGCUCCUUUGAAAGUAGUGUUUAGCAUAAUAGGCCCACAUCUUGCUUUCAUUUUUUUCUACCUCAGCAAUCAGAUGUCAAUCUGAUUUUAAUGAGCAAAUGGCAUUUGAGAAGGAGUCCUCUUUACAUUUUCAGUAUGCUACUGCUUGAUCAAUGAUUUAUGAAUACAUUGUGAAAGAAAUAUGACCACAAAAUAUUUUAAUAAAAUUCACAUACCAACCUUA
Perca fluviatilis (European perch) is the source of this 8256-nucleotide messenger RNA. Its product is annotated as protein bicaudal D homolog 1-like. Lineage: Eukaryota; Metazoa; Chordata; Actinopteri; Perciformes; Percidae. The coding region runs from base 502 to 4122 and encodes 1206 amino acids. Gene Ontology annotation, biological process: microtubule anchoring at microtubule organizing center; positive regulation of receptor-mediated endocytosis; protein localization to organelle. The transcript has 13 exons. The record is from RefSeq and is a predicted model, not a curated record. Gene Ontology annotation, molecular function: cytoskeletal adaptor activity; dynein intermediate chain binding; dynactin binding. Gene Ontology annotation, cellular component: Golgi apparatus; cytosol.